AUGGCGUCGGAAGAAAAAAUACCCGGCGAUGUUAUUAGCAUGGGCGGAAGCGACAGUGAGCAAGAGAACAGUCAGGUCGAAAAGAGACCAUUAGCUGAGGUCGACGGUUCCGAUGCCGAACAAGACCAACUCUCACACAUCUCCAAGCGGCCCAAAUUCAGCCGCCCAUCAUCCAGCAGUAACGCAAGCAAGGGUUCCGAGGAGGGCGAAAUAGAAGAAAGCUUUUCAAAGUCCAUUGGCAGCCAGUCCGGUCAUUCAGACAGCCAGCCAGCAGCCAAGUCGUUCGUUCCCUCGGACCCGCCACUGUUCACAACCGAAGCCAUCAACUUGAAGCUGCCGGCGCUGUCGCAGAGGAAGGAGGGGUCUUGGGUGGAGCGCGUCUCGGACUGGACCAACGUUCUGUGCACAAUCAACUUUGAUUCCUUAGCCGACAUCAAGCCACCGACGGUUGUCUCCGCCUUUGGUCAAUACAUUGACGUAUACAGCGGCCUGAAACCGCCGAAAAGAAGAACUGCCAAGCAGACUGUUCGCGCCAUGGAGGAGUCGGGCAAGAUUGCUACCAUUGUUGCAACCGCAAAACCGCCGUCUCCUGCACCGGCGAAGCAGACAAACGAUGUGGAGGAUGGUGAAGUCGCGAACUCGCCCGAAUACGAGCCCAGUGAGUCGGUGAAGCUGGAAACUGGCCAACCUGCCGACGGUCCCACGAAUGAUACUGUGACUGCGACGAAUGGUGAAUCGGCUCACGGACAAGAACCAACAGCUGAACAACGUCGAUACUUUCCUUCUGCGGAAAAUGCUGCCGACAUGUGCGUUCUGUGUGGUCGCAAGGGACACGCUUCUGGCACCUGCAGUCACACAAAAUGCAAAUUUUGUGGAGAGACUGACCACUGGGCAUUCAGCUGCAAAGCCAUCAAGGCUAGAUGCGGGAAGUGCCGACAACUUGGUCAUGACACUUCGUCUUGCGUGGAAAAACUAGCCCUCACCAAGGACGAGGGCUUGGCCUGUGCUUACUGCGGCAUGGAGGAUCACCUUGAAGGCGAAUGCACAGAGCCUUGGCGAUCAUUCCACGCCGAAGGAGACACUGUACUCCCCGUCGUUGCCAUUCAGGCGUCCUGUGCGGUAUGUGGUUCGCGUAACCACUUCGCGUCGGACUGCUCGCAGAAGGGCAGUCGACCCUUUAACCCAUCGUGGACGCUGCGGAAUCGAGAUUUCUUCAUAGAUCCGCACUGCGGCAAGGAAUCUAUCGAGGAGGCUGCCAAUCUGCAUCUUCGUGCGAAGCCCAACACGGGUCGACAGGAUGCUAGAAUACGCGGCCAUGCCUCGCGCACUAUGAAUGUGCACUACUCGGAAAGCGACGACUCAGACAUGGACCUCCUCAGCCACCGAGCAGCACCCCGACAGCAACGACCCCCGCUUGGCCGUAUGCAAAUGUCGACAAACAUCCAGAUGCCUAGGCUGGGCGGCCAUGUCGUCCAGCCGCCGCUGCCACCUGGUCCUCCGCCGCCACUUCCACCUCCUCCGCGUCAUCCCCCACCUCCAGGCACGUCUAGUUAUGGUAGAAACCAGCGCGGGCCACCACCCUCGCUACCACCAAAGCCGCCAGCGGCACGGAACAACCGUGGACCUCCACCUCCUCCGCCGUCUAGGGGAGAUUCACGCCGUGGUAGCCACAGCCGUGGACGGAGCGGUCCCCCGCGUGGCCGAGGCGGGCGUGGAGGUGGAAGAGGACGAGGAAAGCGAUGA
Messenger RNA from Akanthomyces muscarius, 1743 nucleotides. RefSeq lists its product as uncharacterized. The record is from RefSeq and is a predicted model, not a curated record. NCBI's taxonomy places the organism in Eukaryota, Fungi, Ascomycota, Sordariomycetes, Hypocreales, Cordycipitaceae. Bases 1 to 1743 code for a protein of 580 amino acids. The transcript has a single exon. Gene Ontology annotation, molecular function: nucleic acid binding; zinc ion binding.